AUGUCAGACAAUCAAGAAGACAUACUCCAAAGUUUCAUACCUUCCUAUCGUGAUCAGCAAAGAUACUAUACCCUCUGCUUACUGCUACAACUACAACUACCAACAACAAUAACAACAACAACAACAACAACAAACAACAAGGAAUCUACCAGUCUAUCUGUAUGUGAACAAAAGAUAUGGAACAGAUUUAGAAAUACAAAGAAAGGCUCCUACUGUGACCCAGUUUGCUGGUGA
Molecule: messenger RNA, 234 nt
Organism: Loa loa (African eye worm)
Lineage: Eukaryota; Metazoa; Nematoda; Chromadorea; Rhabditida; Onchocercidae
Exons: 2
Coding region: 1-234 (77 amino acids)
Source: RefSeq, a predicted model, not a curated record